Medicago truncatula (barrel medic) is the source of this 4546-nucleotide messenger RNA. Its product is annotated as autophagy-related protein 11. Gene Ontology annotation, cellular component: phagophore assembly site membrane; Atg1/ULK1 kinase complex. The coding region runs from base 868 to 4332 and encodes 1154 amino acids. The record is from RefSeq and is a predicted model, not a curated record. Gene Ontology annotation, molecular function: protein kinase binding; molecular adaptor activity. The transcript has 5 exons. Gene Ontology annotation, biological process: reticulophagy; autophagosome assembly; autophagy of mitochondrion. NCBI's taxonomy places the organism in Eukaryota, Viridiplantae, Streptophyta, Magnoliopsida, Fabales, Fabaceae.
AGAAGAGAGAGAGAGAGAGGAAGAGGAAGGGUUGCUUAUACUUAUUUGCUUCCCAUAGAAGCUUCUCUGUAUGCAAUUUUCAACACAAUAAAAAAAUUUGGGGAUAGAAGAAGAAAAAAGAAUAAUAAAAAAAAAAAAAAAAGGGUAUAUAGAGAGUGAUUCGUAAGAAAGAAAAGAUCAUCGUUUGGUCUGGUUUGGUUUCGUGACAACGUUAUUGUUCUGUUCUGUUCCGAAAUUCAUCAUCAUCAUCAUCGUUCACACGUAAUCUUCUCUAACUAUCUUCUCCAAGAUUUUCGCCUUAUCUUUUUCCCCUUAAUCUAUUUUUAAUCAUAACUGUUCUAUUCUGUUCCUCAAUUUCGUUGUAAAUUAUUCGAAUCUCACUUUCCGGGUCGGGUUUUCAGAUUUUCCUCUCUUUUUUUGGGCAUUUUCGGUUUCUUCAUUAUUUGCUUUUUUUCUGACUUGGGUUUGCUUUUUACUAGGGUUUUUCAGAAGAUCUUAGGUUAAAGUUCGUGUUUUUUCCACGAAUUUCUCUUCUGGGUUUUCUGAAAUUUUGAGCUUCAAUUCAGAAUAUUUAUUGAUCACAAAUUUCGUUGCACAAGUUUUUUUCUUUCUGGGUUCUGGUUUCACUAAUCUGAGAAUUUGUUAGGUUCUUAAUAGAAGAAAAAAAAUUAUAUUGUUUUAGGGUUAAGAAAAAAAGAUCAGGCUUGAUUGGUUUGGUGGGGUUGUGUUUCACUUUCAACUAUAGGUCAUAGUUUGAUUUGUGGAACCCUUUAUUUGGUCUUAAUUGAUUGAUUUCCUUUUCUGGUGGAAGAAAAUUGAGGUCUUGUCGUGUUAUAAGGAAUUUAAGUAUUUGGUGGUGUUGAUAAGAUGAGUUCCAGCAUCACCGGAAGUUCGGUCAAUGGGAGCCAGCUCCUUGUUCAUAUUGCUGAGAAUGGACAUUCCUUUGAGUUGGAAUGUGAUGAGAAUGCGCUCGUUGAGGCUGUUAUGCGGUCUAUUGAAUCUGUUACCGGGAUCAAUUUUAAUGAUCAGCUUGUUCUUUGUUCGGAUUUGAAACUUGAGCCGCAGAGGCCAUUGUCUGCAUACAAGCUUCCAUCUGAUGAGAAAGAAGUGUUCAUUUUCAAUAAAGCUAGGCUUCAAAGUAAUGCGCAUCCUCCACCACCAGAGCAAGUUGAUGUUCCUGAAAAUUUGGAGCCUCCAUCGCCUUCGUCCUCCCAUGAUCCACACCCUCUUGAUGAUGCUUUGGAUCCUGCUUUAAAGGCUUUACCUUCUUAUGAGAGGCAAUUUAGGCACCAUUAUCAUCGGGGGCAUGCAAUUUAUACUGGUACCUCGAUGAAAUAUGAGCAUUGUGAGAGGCUUUUGAGAGAACAGAUGGUUCAAGAAAGAGCAGUGGAAGUUGCAAGGUGUAAUUUGGAUCAGUAUUAUCGAAUUAUUAACCAAAACUAUGGGGAUUUCAUGAAACGUUAUAUGCAACAACACAGAAUGCACUCUGAUCUUUUGGCAAAUUUUGGAAAGGAUGUUGAGAAACUAAGAUCCAUCAAACUUCACCCUGCUUUGCAAACUGUGAAUCAUAAAUGCUUACUGGAUUUGGUGAAGGAAGAAAACUUGAGAAAGUCGGUGGAGAAUUGCACCAGCUCCCACAAGCAGUUUGAGAAUAAAAUGUCACAAUUUAAGCAAAGUUUUGGGGAAGUAAAGCAUCGUGUCGAGGACUUGUUGACCAGUGGGCCUUUCUUGGCCACCAAGAAUUUGGAGCAAGCAAUUAAAGAACAUCACAGAUAUAUAAAUGAACAAAAAAGUAUCAUGCAAUCUCUGAGCAAAGAUGUUAACACUGUAAAGAAACUGGUGGAUGAUUGUCUGUCUUCCCAAUUGUCAUCCUCGCUUCGUCCUCAUGAUGCAGUUUCAGCCUUGGGUCCUAUGUAUGAUGUUCACGACAAAAAUCACUUGCCUAAAAUGCAGGCUUGUGAUCGUGCUAUUUCGAAGCUACUUGAGUUUUGCAAAGAAAAGAAGAACGAAAUGAACUUUUUUGUGCAUGAUUACAUGCAAAGAAUAACUUACGUUUCUUACCUCAUCAAAGAUCAGAAACUACAGUUCCCUGUAUUUAAAGAGGCGAUGGUUCGACAGGAUGGUUUAUUUGGGGAUUUAAAAUUGUUCCACAGUAUUGGUCCUUCGUACCGAGCUUGCCUUGCAGAAAUAGUGAGAAGAAAGGCUUCUAUGAAGCUGUACAUGGGCAUGGCUGGCCAAUUGGCUGAAAGGCUUGCUACAAAACGGGAGCUUGAGGUCUCAAGACGGGACGACUUUAUGAGAGUGCAUGGUUCAUGCAUUCCCAGGGAUGUGUUAUCAUCUAUGGGGUUGUUUGAUUCUCCUAACCAAUGUGAUGUCAACAUAGCUCCAUUUGAUGAUGGUUUGCUUAAUAUUGACAUAUCUGAUGUGGAUCGUUAUGCUCCUGAGUAUAUAGCAGGGGCAACUUACAGGCUGGAGAAGCAUGGUAGCUAUAAAAGUGCAUCUGGUUCAAUUAGUGAUAGCUCUCACUUGGCUGAGGCUGUAGAUAUUUCAGGUAACUCAUUUCAGAAAUAUGAUUCUGAGGACCUCCUUGAUGACAGCGUGUUGGUAGAAAUUGCUGGAACCUGCAAGAUGGAGGUUGAGAAUGCAAAACUGAAAGCUGAGCUUGCUGCUAGAAUAGCUUUAAUAUGCUCUCUAUGCCCUCAGAUAGAGUACGAGUCAUUGGACGAUGAAAAGGUGGGGAAUAUACUGAAGAAUGCCACAGAUAAGACAGCAGAAGCCUUGCAUUUGAAAGAUGAAUAUAUCAAACAUGUUCAGUCCAUGCUCAAGAUGAAGCAGAUGCAAUGUGGGUCAUACGAGAAACGUAUUCAAGAAUUGGAGCAGAAAUUGUCUGAUCAGUAUGUGCAGGGGCAGAAGAUGUCCAGUGUAAAUGAUGCUGCCGACUUUCCUCUUCUUGCUGGUAGCGGGAAGACAGAUAAUUGCAAGUCAGAAUACGUGAGUGGUGAAGCCAAUAUGCCUUCGAUAUCUACUACCGAGCCCAUGGAUGAAGUUUCAUGUAUUUCAAGUUCCUUUGAUGCAAAACUUGGUUUGUUCACAGAACGUGCUGGUAAAUCUUUAGAUGGUGUGGAUGAAAACAUGUUGGAUUCAUCUGGAAUGCAGAACCCACAUCUCGAUUCAUCUAUGAUGGAACCUCACCGUGAAGAAAUGCAAAGCAGUGAUAAAGAUAAAAAAGAUAAGAUUACCGGACAAUUGGGUUUGUCACUAACAAACAGUUCCACUGCUGAGAGCAUGCCUUUGUCACAUGAUCUUGUACCUUGUGGCUCAUUGGUUUGUCCAGACUUGGGUUCCAAAGUAAAUGAUGACAAGUUGUUGGAACUACAAAGUGCACUUGCAGAUAAGUCAAAUCAAUUGAAUGAAACUGAUACAAAGCUUAAAGCUGUUAUGGAGGAGGUUGCGGUGCUCAAAAGGGAGUUGGAAGCAAGUCGGAAGCUACUUGAUGAAUCUCAGAUGAACUGCGCUCACUUGGAGAAUUGUUUGCACGAGGCGAGAGAGGAAGCUCAAACACAAAAAAGUUCUGCCGACAGGAGGGCCUCAGAGUAUAGUUUAUUGCGUGCAUCUGUUAUUAAGAUGCGGAGCUUUUUUGAAAGACUCAAGACUUGUGUUUAUGCUCCUGGUGGUGUUCCUGAUUUUGCAGAUUCAUUGCGCAAUUUGGCACAAUCUUUGGCCAAUUCUGCUAAUGACAGAGAUGAUGAUGAUAUUGUCGAGUUCCGAAGAUGUAUUCGAGUGUUGGCCGAUAAAGUCGGCUUCUUAUCUACGCACCGCGAAGAAUUCCAUGAUAAAUACACCAGAAUGGAUGCAGCUAACGAACAGCUCCGCAAAGAAUUGGAGGAGAAGACAGAUCAGGUCAAAACUUACUACAAUAAGCUUCAACUUGAGAAGCAGGCGAACAAAGAGAAAAUUUCUUUUGGUUGUCUGGAAGUUCAUGAGAUUGCUGCCUUUGUGCUGACUCCAUCUGGACAUUAUGAGGCAAUUACAAAGAAAAGCUCUAACUACUACUAUUUAUCUGCUGAAUCUGUGGCACUAUUUACAGACCAUCUUCCAAGCAGACCUAACUUUAUUGUUGGACAAAUUGUGCAUAUUGAACACCAAAUUGUGAAGUCACUGCCGGAGCACGGCAGGGCAACAACCCCUGACAAAGGGACUACUGACUGGUUGACCUUGAAUUCAGGAUCAACUCCAAAUCCAUAUGGUCUACCUGUUGGAUGUGAAUAUUUUGUAGUGACAGUAGCCAUGUUACCUGAUACCGCCAUUCGUUCAUCCUCUCCUACUUCCUGAUCCUGCUUCUUCAUCAUGGCAGCAGCAGAUUAGACGUGAUGGAAGAAUUUAAUUGUACAUAAACAACAAAAUUCAAAGUCCAAAUGCUCAUUAUGAGUUAUGAACUAGUUAAUCAUUUGUACAGCUCUCUUUCAGUCCCAUUUGUAUAUAUUUCUUCCUUUUUAUGGUAUUGUAUAAAUUGUGAAUAUUAUUUACAACUUUUUUUUUAUUUGGA